Messenger RNA from Trichoplax adhaerens, 1038 nucleotides. RefSeq lists its product as uncharacterized. The transcript is spliced from 2 exons. The coding region runs from base 1 to 1038 and encodes 345 amino acids. The record is from RefSeq and is a predicted model, not a curated record. Gene Ontology annotation, molecular function: GTP binding. Lineage: Eukaryota; Metazoa; Placozoa; Uniplacotomia; Trichoplacea; Trichoplacidae.
AUGAUCCAGAUUAAUAUCAGUGAAAUUCAAGCUAAAUUAAUAGAAGGCUAUGGACUAAUAAAAGAUGCAAAGGGUAAAGAUUUAGUACUGGUGAUCGGUAAUACCGGUGUGGGUAAAAGCACCUUUCUGAAUUAUAUGCUAGGGUACAAAAUGUACCAAAAUGAAGAAUCUGAUACGGUGGAGACGGUAGAGAGAGAGUGUCCCGCACAUAUUGGGCAUAAUAUGCAUUCACAAACUUUGUAUACACAUCCGAUUGCGGAUAAAAAUUAUCCUUGGGUUUUUACCGACUGUCCGGGAUUUCUGGAUAAUAGAAUGACCAAUGAUACGAUUGUGACUUCCAUUAGCAUGGAAUUAACUAUUCGCAUUGCAAAACAAGUCAAGGGGAUUGUUAUACUGAUGGAUGCGACUGAGUUUUUAAGUAGUAGAUUGACUGCUUUGGGUCCGUUGAUGAAGAUAUUGAUUAAAUUAUUUCGAGAUCCAGUUGAAAUGUUAAAGUAUUCUGUAAUUGGUGUGACAAAACUAGAUCAAAUAAAGGGAGGAAAAACAAGGGCUAAGAAAAUAACGUUACAAGGUUUGAAUAAAAUUAAAGAAGAAUGUCGUAGAAGAAUAAAAACUCUUGAGACAGAGAAGAGAGAAAGAGAUGGAACAGAUUUGAUUAUCAGUGAAUAUAAAGUGAUGGAAGAGUUUACUAGUGCAGUACUUGGUCGUAAAGAUGAUAUCAUGUUUAUUGAUAUUCUUGAUGAUGGUGAUUCAAAACAGCUCGUAACCGAUCGUAUUUGUGCCAUUAGAUCGAGAACUGAAGCUCAAACUGAUCAGUUACCAUAUGAUACUUCUCCACCUCCAAUAUCAACAUCUACUAGUAAUGCUCAACAAGAUGCACUGCCGUUACCGCUAAUUACGAUCGCAGACUUCAAUUUUGAAGAUUAUGAUAUCAAUAGAACAAGCUUUAAUAAGGCAAUUUACGAUUUGGCUGGUGAAGAGAAUGACGUCGAUGAAAAGAUUGAGAUCGGAGUUGGACAGUUAUAUUUCUGCUUCUGA